AUAGUAAUCCUCUCUCUCUUUCACACACACACAAAGUAAAACCCCUUCUCAGCAAACGACCAAAUUGGCCCUGGUUUCUAACAGCCCUCUCACGAAAGCUACGCCAACUGUAUAAGAUGCGCUUCAUCCAAGCAGGUUAUGAGGAGACCGCUGCCCCGCUUUGCCUUUUAAUGUGUGAGGCUGGACGACCCAACUAAGCUUACACGCCGGCCUGGCUGCCCGACUUCCACCGCAAAGCCCGGCAGGCAGCCUCCAAAGGAACAAACCGCCUCCCUCGCCCAGGGCAUAGAGUUGAAGAGGCUGAACGGCGCGCCCUCUCCCUUCUCUCAGCGUCGCUCGCAUGGCGGCGGCAGCGGCGAGCACGGUGGGCUCCGCCUUCUCGCUCCCCUUCGCCCUCGGCCGGCGGAGCCUCAGAAGCGCAAGGCGGGAGUGAUGGCGGAGAGCGAUACUGUGGAAGGGGACGCGGCGCCGGCGCCUUCGCCUUCUCCUCCUCCUCCUCCGCCGCCGUCCAGCCACUGUUCAUGGCGAUGGGAGCGGCUGAGGCUGGUGACGGGGCCCUGGGCUCGCAGCCUUGCUUUGGUGGCGGCCCUCGGCCUCCUUUACUUUCUGCGCGGCCCGCUUCGGCUGCGGGACAACUUGGCGGCAGUGUCUAUUUUCUUGAGCACGUUGACUCCAAAAUUCUAUGUUGCACUUACUGGGACUUCAUCUUUGAUAUCUGGUCUGAUAUUUAUAUUUGAAUGGUGGUAUUUCAGAAAAUAUGGCACAUCUUUCAUUGAACAGGUAUCUGUGAGCCAUUUGCGACCCCUUAUUGGAGGUACAGAGAAUUCUAAUUCUCCCCAGGCAAAUUUUUCUGCAACAACUGGAGAAAAUGAUAUGAGCAGGCAGAGUCUGUCAGAAUGUAAGGUAUGGAGAAAUCCCCUUAAUCUCUUCAGAGGAGCGGAAUAUAGCAGAUACACAUGGGUCACUGGAAAAGAGCCACUUACGUACUAUGACAUGAACUUGUCUGCUCAAGAUCAUCAGACCUUUUUCACUUGUGAAACAGACUCCCUUCGGCCUUCAGAUGCAGUUAUGCAGAAAGCAUGGCGGGAGAGAAACCCUCAGGCCAGAAUCAAAGCAGCAUAUCAAGCUUUGGAAUUAAAUAAUGACUGUGCCACAGCAUAUGUUCUGCUGGCAGAAGAAGAAGCAACAACCAUUGUAGAUGCCGAAAAAUACUUCAAGCAGGCUUUGCGAGCAGGAGAAACAAUUUAUAGGAAGUCUCAACACUGCGGCUCCCAAAGUCCCCAGCAUGAAGCACAGCUUAGAAGAGACACUAAUGUACUGGUUUAUGUGAAAAGAAGACUAGCUAUGUGUGCAAGGAAACUUGGAAGAAUUAAAGAAGCAGUAAAAAUGAUGAGAGAUCUAAUGAAAGAAUUUCCUCUCCUAAGUGUGUUGAAUAUCCAUGAAAACCUCCUAGAAGCACUUCUGGAACUGCAGGCCUAUGCUGAUGUUCAGGCUGUUCUAGCAAAGUAUGAUGAUAUCAGCCUUCCAAAAUCAGCAGCAAUAUGUUACACAGCAGCACUCUUAAAGGCCAGAGCAGUUUCAGAUAGGUUCUCUCCAGAAACGGCCUCCAGAAGGGGACUUAGCACAGCUGAGAUUAAUGCUGUAGAGGCAAUACACAGAGCUGUUGAAUUUAAUCCCCAUGUUCCAAAGUACUUGCUAGAAAUGAAAAGCUUAAUUUUACCUCCAGAACACAUUCUAAAACGAGGAGACAGUGAAGCAGUGGCGUAUGCUUUCUUCCAUCUCCAGCACUGGAAGCGAAUAGAAGGGGCCCUUAACCUGUUGCACUGCACAUGGGAGGGCACAUUUAGAAUGAUUCCAUACCCAUUAGAAAAGGGCCAUCUAUUUUAUCCCUAUCCCAGCUGCACAGAGACAGCAGACAGGGAAUUAUUACCAACAUUUCAUGAUGUAUCGGUGUACCCUCAGAAGGAGCUUCCUUUUUUCAUCCAUUUUACAGCAGGGCUUUGCUCUUUUACAGCAAUGCUAGCCUUGCUCACUCAUCAGUUUCCUGAACUCAUGGUCAUUUUUGCUAAAGCUUUUUUUUUGGAACUCUUUUGUCACCUUUGAGUUUCACGAUGGAGAAGAUUGAACGCCUUAUGCCUGCUGGUCUCUGGCAUCAGCUGUCCCAAAUUUGAAUGGAGCUUUAGUACUUGAGCUAAUGUUCUCAGGAACUUUACAUUCAAUUCCCUCGCUGGCACAAAAGCCCUUGCAACCAAGGGAGUGAAGAAUGACAAACUUUGUGGCUUAGUUUUGUUUUACAUCCUUUUACUGGUGUUUGAAAGUUGCUGUCUCCCUUCUUAGGCCUUCAAAUCUGUAUAGAUUUAACACACAGCUCACUGUGUGUCCUGGGUGGGUGAGGAGUUGUGCUCACUUGAACAUUAGCUGUAGAACUUGAGGCUACUACUUUUUCUUUCAGAGCUUCCAGAAAGUAAUAAAUCUGGUAGACUGUUUCGAAAUGUCCUCCUGAACUACAGAUACAGUUGAAUGUUUGUUAACCAAUAAUGUAAUAUCUGAUGCUAGUAUCACAGAGCAUCUGUUGUGGCCCACUACCAACAUUUGGAGUCUUUGCAGCUCUUCUGUUGCUUCACACUAUUUCUUUAUGUGUCUCAGUUCAUAAUGAGUUAAAGAUGCAUAGAAGAACAGCAACAGGUUUUGCUUACCUUAUCCUUUCCCUCUAUGCCUGCCUGUGGACGUAGGCCUAAAGUUAGAUGGUAAGCAAAUAGACAGCAGUGACAGCAGUGAAGAGGAGGUGGGUGUCCUCAAGGAGGGGAACUCAUUGCAAGUAUCUUGCAGUAUUCUGAAACACUCUUAAUUAUGUGAUCUUCCUGAUGUGGUCACCACAGUCCUGUAUCUCCUGUUAGAUUAGCGGAAUUACAGGGGGAGUAGAUGGAUUUUAAUGCCCUAUGAUGUUAUGGCACCCUUAAAGACAGGGCAAAGAUGCAAAUCAUCACACUUUGGACAUGAUCACUGAACUCUUGUGACUGCUUACCUAUUGCUUAAGACAUUCUUCUAUUAUUAACAAGCACAUGGCUGCAGUUUGUCCAGCUCCUCCCACAUCUAAGGAUUGAAUUAGAUGAUGUGUUUUCCCCAAAUUUACCAUUCAAAUUUGCAAUUCAUAAGAGUUUAAUAAAUUGACUUGGUCAACUUCA
Messenger RNA from Pogona vitticeps (central bearded dragon), 3185 nucleotides. The record is from RefSeq and is a predicted model, not a curated record. NCBI's taxonomy places the organism in Eukaryota, Metazoa, Chordata, Lepidosauria, Squamata, Agamidae.